Messenger RNA from Vombatus ursinus (common wombat), 2574 nucleotides. RefSeq names its product maestro heat like repeat family member 9 (gene MROH9). Gene Ontology annotation, cellular component: cytoplasm. Bases 1 to 2574 code for a protein of 857 amino acids. Lineage: Eukaryota; Metazoa; Chordata; Mammalia; Diprotodontia; Vombatidae. The transcript has 24 exons. The record is from RefSeq and is a predicted model, not a curated record.
AUGCGAUCAGCUCAAGAUAGCAAUCUCCAGUCCUUGCAGGCCAGUGUGAAAUGGCGUCACGUGGAAAAUGUGAAUAAAGACAUGUGGGAUACUUUCUGUAAACUGCUGAGUCAUCAGACUAUGAUCUUAGCAAUAAAUUCCAGCUAUGUGGAUCCCUUAGAGCAAUUUGAUACUCAACUGAAGAAAACAGAGGAAUGCUUUAAAAAUGUGUUCUCCAUGCCUGAUAUAGAAAUACUAAAAAAAAGGCAAAUGAGUCGAGAUGACCUAGAAGACAUUGAGCAACUGUACCAAACUAUUUUAACCACCUUUGAGGACACGCUUCUGAUCUUGGUGUCAAAAGACCUCUACAAGCUACAGAUCUUAAGGGAAAUGAUCAUAUGGAUGAACAGAGACACCUAUUACUUGCAGGAACGAGUCCUGAACAUCAUAAGCAGAGUCUUAAAGUAUUCAACAAGAAAAGUUAAGGGAUAUUCAAGUGUUGAUGCUCCAUGUAUGGGUCAACUGGCAGCAGAACUGGUCAUUUUAUGCAAUCAUGAAGAGCCCUCUAUUGUUUUCCAGGCUUCUUUGGCGAUGUAUUAUCUCCUCUGCAUUAUAAAAUGCCAGAAUGAGGAUUUGUGUGCAUAUCUAAUGAUGGAGUUGCGACCACCAGAAAACUGCAAGUGUUUCAACCCUUUUGAAAAUGACUUCACGCCUAGUACUUUUCAGAAAAACAAUGCUGCUAUUGCUAUGUAUAUAGGUGAAUACUUGCCACCAUACCUGCUGAAUGACUUUGUCUUUGGUCUUCUGAAGAAACUUUGCAACCCUCCAUUGAAGACUGCAACAAAAGCAUCAACCUUGUUGAAACUGGUCCUAAUGGACUAUGGCACUAAAGUGACUGGGGCAGCUAAGAUUGUGGAUUAUAUUCAUAAGCAAUUGAGUAGUGAGUCACCUAACAUUCUAAAGCAUGCACUGCUGCAGGUAGUCACCUUGUUGACUCGCUGCUGCCCCCAGAAAGUCGUCUUUCAACUUUUGGACUAUACGUAUCCAGUAAACAGGAUGGAAGCUCCAAAGGAUAUAGAGCUUUGGGUCUCACAUGAGGGCUGCAGAUUCCAAGUGGGAAGAAACAAGGCAGCUGCUACAGGAAGUUUAGUGCUGGAGAUGUGGCAAGCAGUCAGUUCAGAAACAGACUCCUCACCUCUUGUGCUGAAGACAAUCCUGACGGUGCUGAAGGGGAAGCCUGGAGAAGUAGAAGGAAAUAAUCCAGCGCAGAAACGUUUUUCUCUUGAUGAUGCCAACAUGAUGCCUGUGACAGCAGCCCAGGCUCUGUGUACCUUACUCCCUGUCCCUGAGUACAGGAAAGCAGCAGCCCAGUUUUUCCCUGAGCUGUUAAUUGCCCUAAUACUACAACUCCAUUAUAACAGUGAAAUGAAGCUAAAAAAAAAUACAGAACAAUGCUUUGCCCAGCAGGCUUUGAGGCUCCUACUGAGAUGUUCAGGAUUACAACAAGUGGAUAACGCCCUUCAGAAAAAGGGUUGCUGGAACCAGUUUUCCAAUGUCAUAUUUCAUCACUACGGAGUCUACGUCAUUGCCAAAACUCUCAGUGAGUAUAACUUCACACAGCUCCCUGAGACCUUACAUUACCUCUACAAGCUCUCUCUGGAAGGCCCCAGGAGAACAGAAGACAGUGUCACCACAGUCAUCUUCCUCAUUGAGCUUCUGAAUAACUUUUUUAAGGAUCCAUUCCCUGAAGAAUUUUUGGCACUUUUCAGAACCUGGGUAAAUGACCCAAACCCUACAGUUUCCAAGUUAAGUCUCCAGAAGAUUGCCACCAUGUCAUCAGUUAUUAAUCAGGUAUCAAACGUCAAAGAGUUAAUAUUUUGUAUAGUGGAUUCCUUCUCCUCCAAAGACAAAACUAUCACAAUACAGGCCAUGAAUACCCUCCGAAGGCUUCUGUCUGGGAUGGACAAAGUAACAUACUCCUCCCUGUGUGUCCCAAUUGCUUCCAGCUACUACCCCCUCAUGGACCAUGACAUGCCAAGCAUUCGAGCAAUGGCCAUUAGACAUUUUGGUGAAUUACUCAAGGAAAUGAAUCAAUAUACUCGGAUGUUAAAGCCUACUAUUAUCAAGGCCUUGGUACCUUUGAUCCUGUUCUUGGAAGAUAUAGAGAUCAAAGUAGUUAAAGCAUGUAAAUAUACAUUAAACAUCUGUGCUCCAUGUUUUAAGUGGAACUCUUCACCUUUGCUCCAAGAUGAAGUUUACAAUUAUGAGAUAGUUGUGCUCAGCAUCUGCAACUGCCUUUUCAACAAUUAUGGAAACUACAUUUCAGAGACUAUUUAUACGACCUUAGAAUUUUUAAAGAGCACUAGGGCUUAUCUAAGGAAAGCAGCAGUCAUUUUAGUAGGAUACCUGGCAAAGCUGGGGAGUCAUUUACUUCUCAGGGAUGAAGUUGAAAUCAUGAUUAAGAAUAUGGAAAAAGUGCUCCAUGAUGAAGAUCAUUCCAUCAAGCGGAUGGCUAAUUUUACCUACAUAUUAUUUAGGAAAAUGGCCAAAGAAAUGCAAGACCCUAACCUUAAACAACAUUUCCGAAGGACAUAG